ACUAUCGCGGGAAUUGCACAGCCUCGUUUUAACAAAUUCAUUACGUAUCCCAUAAUUUUGGGAAAAAUGGCGACGACCGGGACAGGUGAAACCACUCCGAGUAAUGGCAGCAGUCCAGAGACUGACCAUGACUUUGACCCUUCAGCUGAUAUGAUGGUACAUGAUUAUGAUGACGAAAGAACUCUUGAGGAAGAAGAAAACCUCAGUGGGGCUGAAAGUGUUGCUGCAGAACUCAAUGACUUAGAAAAGGAAGGGGAUAUGCCAAUAGAGCAGUUGCUUGCUAUGUAUGGGUAUAGCGGUGGCCAGGCUGGCAGUGGAAGCAGUAGCAGUAGUUCAAUGUCGCCAGAUUCCUCCCAAGGUCAGGAUACCCGGUCCAGCAGUGAAGAAGAAAUACUCAGUAACCAGGACCUGACGCUAGACAAAGAUGAGAUUGCUCGUGAUUUACUGUCAAAUUCUGAUGAAGGAGAAGAUAAAGAAACAGACGUGCAUGAUCUACUGAACAGUGUUUCUUCAUCACAGACAGCACGUCUUCUAAGAUCCCAAAGUCAGCCAGGGAGUGAAGACAGCGAAUCUGAAGAUGAUAUAGAUUAUAAACCUGAAGAAGAAUGGAAAAAGACAAUUUCAGUUGGUUCAUCAUAUCAGGCAGUAGUACCUGAAGGUCUGUGUAAAUAUGGUGAUGCUCCAGCAUACGAGAAUGAGGAUAGACUUCUUUGGGAUCCAACUAAAAUGGAGGAUAGUGAAGUGGAAAAAUACCUGCAAGAGAUCCACUUACAGGGCCUACAGACAUCUGUUGGAGUACAUGCUAUACCUACUGGUGCUCAUGUCAGAGACGAUGAACAGGCAUUAUAUCUAUUACUGCAAUGUGGACACAACAAAGAGGAGGCAUUACGCAGAAGAAAAAUGCAAGCAAUACCUCCUACAGAUCCCAUGAGUUUAUGGUCAGAGGAAGAAUGCAGUAAUUUUGAAACAGGUCUCAGGUUCUAUGGCAAAGACUUCUAUCUUAUUCACCAAAAUAAGGUUAAAACAAGAUCAGUUGGUGAGCUUGUACAGUUUUACUACUUGUGGAAGAAAACAGAGCGACAUGAUAUAUUUGCCAACAAGACUAGAUUAGAAAAACGCAGAUACACAUUACAUCCAGGAGUCACAGAUUACAUGGAGAGGUUUUUAGACGACCAGGAAACGCCUCCAACCCCGACUCCUGCUCGAGAUCGCUCAGCAAGUCCAGUUCAUUCUUUGUUAUUUGGAGAUCCGAAAAGAAACCACCUCAAACCUCACACAGAAUCAGGCAUGGGUGAUGCCCCUUCGAGCCAUCUAAAACCUCACACAGAUUCCGGCAUGGGUGAUAGCCCAUCUAGCCACCUUAAACCUCACACAGAUUCUGGUACGGGUGAUACCUCAGUCAGUCACCUCAAACCUCAAACAGAAGUGUGUAUGAGUGAUUCAUUUGCAGGAUUUAAGCCUAUACAGACAGAAUUUGAUAUAAAUACUGCUUCACCAACAGUUCAGUGCCCAGACACUAAAGUUCAUAACCCUGCUGAAGGGGACAAUAUUUGUAUUCAAAAUGGCCUCCCAGAGGAAGGCUAUGUACCUCCAUUUAAAAAGAUGAAAACAGACAACACUGACAAUAUAAGUGAAUUACCAAGUGACCUCCAUUCGUCGACCGCCUCGACAGAAACACAAAACCAUAUAGAUUCAUUGUCAAUUUCAUCAGUAAACAAAGUUCCAUCUGUAGAGAAAAUAGGAAGUGAAAAAUUAACCGAUACUAGUUCUACAAACAGUAAAACAUUAGGAAUAUCUAGUGUAGCUUUAGGACAUUCAAGAAGUGCUGAGGCUUUGAUUCAGUGACAUUCCGUCAUUUUGUGUAUUCUCUAUCAUCCAUUAAGGUUUCAUUCAAAUUAUCAUAACACAAGAGUGUGCAAUAUUCAGGAAAUUUCAGAAUAUGGAAUCAACAUUUUUUUCAAACACACAAAUGGGAAGAAGUUGUUACAUAAUGAUCUUGCUGGCAAGAAAAUAAUUUGUGCCGUAUUUUAUCAUAAUUACAUUGAUCUCGUUCAUAAUUAUGCUUAAAUCAAUGCCAAUUAAAUUUAAAAUAAUUAAAAGUAAGGGAACUUACAUUACUAGAAUGAAAAAUGGAGUAAUUUAGUUGUAUUGAUUCCAUUUGUAUAUAUACCAUCUACUACUUAAAGAAAGUAAGUCAUGUAAAAUUUAAUUCAAGGUUGAUAUUUUGUAAUCUCAUUUUAUGCUUAACAGGGUUGAUCUGUGUGAACUAUUAUCAUUGAAAUUAACUUAAUGAUUGGUUGUUGAUUAAUAGAUUAUCAUAGAGGCAAUUAAUUGAGAUCGUUUAAUUAAAAUCUGAUUAUACAUAAGAGAGGAAUUUAAUGAAAUUCUGACAAGGUUUAUUAAUUGCACACCUUCAGUGAAUGAAAAUGUUCAUGUUUUAAUAAUUUACAUAAAAUUAACUUGUCAGACAAAAAGUAUUCAUUGUUAAUGUCUCAUAAUCAUUACUUAUCAUAGAGUCCUAAUAUAUUUUUACUGCAAUUUAACAUUUUGCCUGUUCUCGUAUUCAUCAAUUUGUGUUGUUCAGUAUUUAUGUUUGUUAUGACUGUCGAAUAGUUGAAACACAGUAAUUUAAAGGGAUACUAGGGUAUUUUUUUCAAGAUACAGAACCAUGAUUUAUUUAUUGUUUAAUUGAAUUUAUUAAAUUAAUGGCCAUUUGUGGUAUAAAAUCUCUAUAAUUAUAUGACUGUGAAGUUGCAAAAACGUGACAAAUGUCCAAUCAUUGAUAUGACCAUCAGUCUUAUUUCUCUUGCCCAUGGUAUAAUAAGGAUAUCACAAAUGAAAAGUGGUAUGUGACAUUUUACAACAGUAUAUAAAAGUUACCUUAACCUGGCAUUCAUAGAUUAGCUUAGCAAAGGACAUAAAAAUUGCACUUUUACAAAGUCAAGGUAAGAAAACAUGUACAUUCGUUUUAACAAAGCAUGUUAGGAAAAUGUGAGAAAUAUUGUUUAAAGGAUUUUAAUAUUUUGUUCAUAAUUUUCCCUUUGUAUCCCUUUGAAAUCUUGAUAUUAGUACUUAAUUGUUGGUACAUGUAUUACUAUACUGAUUAAACAAGUUUAUGAAACUGAAAUUUAAAUAGAUGUAUGUGUGUUGUUAAAAGUUAAGUCUUUUCCAAAUCCAUUUGUCAAACUGAAGGUAUCUAGUAAAAUAUGACUGGAAGGGCAUUUUCAAAGUGAUUUUGUAUUGAUUUUGAAAUAAUAAAUCUGGCUAAAAUGAUUGAUAGCUCAAUAAUAAGCCACGUUUUGCUGAUCUGAAAAGCUCACAUAAUAACCUGUAACCACCUUUUCUCUCAUGCCAUAUGAGAUGUCAAGUCUGUGAAGUCUGAUCGAAAAUGACCUUUUGGACAAAAGACCCGGUCAUUUACAUGGUAGACAGUAUAUUUCUGGCUUGAUGUUUUAACAGAUUUGUAGAGACAAGUUAUUGCACUGAUGCUGAUGAUGCAGAAUGAUGUAGAAGAAAAAAAAGAAAUUUUAUGAAAUGUAAUUAAUGAAUUCAAAAUUUUAUGAAGCUUAUUUCCUGGUUCCUAUCAGGGUUAUUGAUACACAGUCGCAUUAAUUAAAUGGACACCUGGCUUGUUCCAGUGUUACAGCUAUCUUUGCCUUAAGGUCAUUGAAAAUCUGAUUAACCAUAAAUUUACAAAACAUACAUUUAUUCCGAUAAUAUGGCCAGUUAAUAAUAUAGUUAACCAAAAGUUUAUACAUAUAAUAUAAUAAGGUUCUUUGUGUGAACUUGGAAAGGUUAUUUGUUUUAUAUAUGUAAAAAGUAGAUAUUCAUUUCAUGAUUAACUUGCAAUUUUUUAUGGUGCUGAUCAGUGAAAUUUUAUUGUUUCAUUUCUGUUGACAGUGUUGUUAUCUAAGGAGUAAAUGAUGUUUGAAACUGCUUUGUAAUAGUAAUUUCAUAGGUCUGUUUUAAUUUUUUAACACUGAUGCCUUCCAUUACAAGUUGGCCUAUUUCAUUUGCAGAGAAAAAAAAACUUCACAGGGCCUCCAAGCCUGGUGAGAUCAUUAGAGAAUGAAAUUGUUAUGUGCUUAAGGUUUCAUUUGAUUUGAAGUUCUGUCCCCUAAUUUAUGGAUAAAAAAAAGGUAACUUGUGCAGAACUAGUUAGGAAUAUUGAAUUUUUCAUAGGGGCCUCCUUGUCCAAGAAGUCAAGGUCACUGACUUAAAAUCACUCGCCUUCAUGCUGUCAGAAAACCAGCGUAGGAUGUAGGAUUUUUUUUAUGUGAGAAAACCAGUUAAUGGUCCAGUACAUCACACUGGUUUGGUCAGUUGACUGCAUGAAACUAUACGAGAAAAAAAAUAGUGUUUAAACAUAGAUCAGAAAGCAAAGUCAAAGAAAUUGAUUGAUCAAGAUCUGUUAAAUCUGGUGUGAAAUAGUUACGUAUAAAUAGAUGAUUCUAACAGCAUUGUAGAGUGAAAUUAAUGUAUGCUUGACCAUUUUCAUUAUCUUCAUGUAGUGUCAAAAAUUGUCCGAAAUUUUAAGACUUUGUUCAUGUGAAAAGUACACAGUGGUUUGUUACCAGUACUGAAAAUGUCUUUUGUAAGAAGUGGUAUGAAUGUAAGUUUUGUUAAUUUUGUUGAAAAAAUGUUAUGAAUGGACACUCUUAUUAAACUUUAUUAAUUUAUAUUCCUUUUAAAUGAACAACAUCAACUAGUAGAGAUAACCGGCACUAUCUAUGUAGAGUGUAUUUUGCUUUAAACAGACACAACAUUUUACAGAAUCCUGUAACCCAUGUUUACAAACAACUGGAAUAGUGAAAAAAAAUAAGCAGUUAUUGAUACUUUACAUGAUGUUCAAACAACAGAAAAUAUGUUACGGUAUAUUAAUAAUAAAAAUCUAAUUAAACAGCAGUAAUGUGCUUUCAGAAGCUAUUGGCAUUCCUAAAUUUGUAUUUGAGCUGUUUCCUCAAGAUUGCCGAUAAAUAUGCCCUAGGAAGCUAUUGUCACUCUUAAAUUGGCAUCCGUAUUACCAGUAAAUACAUGCUUUGAAGCUAUUGGCAAUCUGAAGUUUGCAUUGAAGAUGCCAAUGUACUUGCAGAAGCUAUUAGCCCUCAUAAAUUUGCACUUUGGCUAUUACACCUAGAAUGCCAAUACAUAGUUUCGUUGUGACAAAAAAAUGCCAAAUGUAUGCAAUUGCCAUUUAGUGUGUGAAAAGUUAGCAUUUGUAAGUUAAAUUUAUUAGGAGGUUCUAGAUUUGUUUACAUAUUAUAGCCGUGUUACAUUUUGUAACCCCAAACAAUAUGUUGUUAAGUGAUUCUACCUUCAAUAUAGAUUGUGACUGAUGUAUAAAUCACAGACAAGCAAUUAACAAAAAUACAUGUACUUGAGUAUGUAGCUUUAUGGGUUCAGAUUUCCCAAGGUUCUCCUGAAUAGAUCAACAAUAUGUUAAAAGCAGGGUUAUAUGGACAUAGCAUUUGAAGUUGCAGUGAUGUCUCAAAAACUUUUUUGGUCUGAAAUAUUUGUUUUAAAAUAUUUUGAACAUGUGAGAGCUGCUGUAGCUGAUUGUUUGAUAGUGCUCAAUUAUAAUCAAAUGUACAUGUGUAAAACUCAUUUUGUAUGUUUGUUACGUUUAAUAGAUUUUUACAGUUGCAAGAUUGUACAAAGUUCAACUUGGCGUACAUCAUUAUUUAUUUUGUACAUAAUUAUUAUGUAGAAAAACAAAAUCAGAUUUAAUACAUGUUUUUCAUAAAAUUGA
Mercenaria mercenaria is the source of this 5749-nucleotide messenger RNA. Its product is annotated as mesoderm induction early response protein 1-like. The record is from RefSeq and is a predicted model, not a curated record. Lineage: Eukaryota; Metazoa; Mollusca; Bivalvia; Venerida; Veneridae. Gene Ontology annotation, molecular function: transcription corepressor activity; histone deacetylase binding. The transcript has 11 exons. Bases 67 to 1845 code for a protein of 592 amino acids. Gene Ontology annotation, biological process: negative regulation of transcription by RNA polymerase II. Gene Ontology annotation, cellular component: nucleoplasm.